CAUAAUUCAUACUUAUUGACUCAAGUCGGGAAAUCAAUCAUAUAUACUGUACAUUAUAAUGUAAUCUUUCUUGAAUACGCCAUUGUAUGCUUUUCCAGAUUAAGCCGAUAAAAUCUCCGAGUAAGGUCACUUAUAAAUCUACUAUACGGGCCAGUAUAUAUGAACCAAUAGAACUAUAAUAUUCAGCUUUCAAUCUUAAGGAGUUGGAAGAUGGCGGAAAACUAUCUCGUUAACGGCUAUUUUAAAGUUCAUAUAGAGAUGUAAACGAAAGUUCGGAAGGAUAUAUGCUAUAGUUCAUUAUGAUGACCAUUGACCUAUAAAUGUAACAAACGAUGAAUAAUUCAAACAUACUCUUGAUGAUGUUUGUAAUGAUAAUGUUCAGUUCAGUUCCUGAAGGAACGGGACUUCAUUGUUUUACGUGUAAUGAUGCGGGAGCCGAAACGGGCCUGGGUUAUCAUCCUGGAUGCGCCGAUGAUUUCAACUAUACUUCGAUCAGCGGCUGUAAACACACAUGUGCCUGCAUGACCACGUGUUAUAAGAUCAAGAAUGAAGUCUAUGUAGAAGGAUCCUCCAUCGGUCACAUUUUCACUUACACACGUGGUUGUGCAUUCUCGGCCCAUCCUAAUGGUUGUAAGCGCACCGGAGGCAUUGUCCCAAGCACCUCUACAGGAACUGUAGUCACCACGUGUUACUGUGAUGAUGACGAUUAUUGCAAUGGUGCCACCUAUCGCAAAGUGUCUGUACAACUAACACUGAUUGGAUUAAUGAUGUUUUACAUAGUUCUGUCUUGAACAAACGUUCCCGGGGAUUAAACCCUGGACGAAACAUGCAGUAUUAUUCCAAUACGGUACAGUCGGAUUGAUGCCGACUUGGAACUUGGAAGAAGAUCAUCAUGUCCGUUGACCAUGGGAUGAUACUGGAUUCUGUACCCUAUAAUGUACCAGAUACAAUUGAUUUAAACAAAAAAUAUCAACAUGCAUGCUUCUUAUUGAACAUGGGAACAACAUUAUAAAAUCGACUAGUUUCCGCCAACUCUGUUAUGAUAAAAUUCGAGUUGCGUGAUAACAGAACGCUGAAGAUUAUUUUUGUAAAACUAUUGUAGAUAAACGCACAAAAUGCAAUAACGUGCAAUACGAAUAAAUGCUCCAUAUAGGGUUUUAUGUGAUAUUAUUCAUAGAUAUAUGUCAUUGGAAUAACCAAUAUUCAAAAUAUGAGAGGCUAGACUUAAACGAGCAAAUUAAAAUUAAAGGGAUCGACUUUUUGAAUAUUUUGCCAAAUCACAAUCCCGUCCGUUGUCUUUAAUUUACACAUGUUUUUGUAACCAGUUGCCU
Messenger RNA from Owenia fusiformis, 1331 nucleotides. NCBI's taxonomy places the organism in Eukaryota, Metazoa, Annelida, Polychaeta, Sabellida, Oweniidae. The record is from the annotation of a GenBank genome assembly.